Myotis myotis is the source of this 414-nucleotide messenger RNA. RefSeq names its product Golgi phosphoprotein 3-like. The coding region runs from base 14 to 316 and encodes 100 amino acids. Gene Ontology annotation, molecular function: phosphatidylinositol-4-phosphate binding. Lineage: Eukaryota; Metazoa; Chordata; Mammalia; Chiroptera; Vespertilionidae. Gene Ontology annotation, biological process: retrograde vesicle-mediated transport, Golgi to endoplasmic reticulum; Golgi vesicle budding; Golgi to plasma membrane protein transport. Gene Ontology annotation, cellular component: trans-Golgi network; Golgi cisterna; cytosol. The record is from RefSeq and is a predicted model, not a curated record. The transcript has a single exon.
CCUACUUUUUGACAUGACCACACAUCCCCUCACCAACAACAACAUUAAGCAGCGCCUCAUCAAGAAGGUACAGGAAGCUGUUCUUGACAAAUGGGUGAAUGACCCUCACCGCAUGGACAAGCGCCUGCUGGCCCUCAUUUACCUCGCCCACGCCUCGGAUGUUCUGGAGAAUGCUUUUGCUCCCCUGCUGGAUGAGCAGUAUGAUUUAGCCACCAAGAGAGUGCGGCAGCUCCUCGACUUGGAUCCUGAGGUGGAAUGUGUGAAGGCCAACGCCAACGAGGUUCUGUGGGCGGUGGUGGCGGCCUUCACCAAGUAACUGCCCAGGGGGAAGCCUCCUCCUCCCUCUCAAGUAAACCAGUAGUUUUUCUGCUAUUGACUUCUGGUUUUCUGCAAUUUAUACUUUCCCACACUAGA